GGGAGGUGGAGCGCAGAGACACAAAGGAAGAGGGAGUGAGCAGCUACAGCCAUCAAGGUGAAGGAGACACAGUCAACGUGAUAUGAACUUACAGGCUGGGAACUGAUCUGAGCACAACCUAACCGCUGAAAAGAAAAGAAAAAACACAAUAUUUUGAAGGCUGUUUUCUCUUUGGAUUUGCGGCCUCGAGGGGAGAUAAUAUUUGUAAGAGAUUGUUUUUUCAUCUAAGCCCCAGCCGCCUUUAUGGUGAUACUUCAUCAUGGUGGACCUGUUCAUUGACCACAUCCUGGUAAAGAACAACAAGGACCAGGAUGAGCUGGACACAGAGCGUGAGAUCGAUCUGCGCCUGCAGAACCGCAUCCUGAUGCUUUUCUUUGCAUCUUCUGCAUGUGAGGGCUGCCAGCGGUUUGCGCCCACGCUCAAAGACUUCUUCAAACGGCUGACAGAUGAAUUCUAUGUGGAUCGCUCUGCUCAGCUGGUUCUCCUGUACAUUAGUUUGGACCAGUCAGAGGAAGAGCAAGAAAGCUUCCUUAAAGAGCUGCCCAAGAAGUGCCUGUUCCUGGCGUUCGAGGACCCCUACAGGAGGGAGCUGGAGGCCAUGUUUAAUGUGGAGGAACUGCCCACAGUGGUAGUGCUGCGUCCCGACUGCUCCAUCCUCAUCCCUAAUGCAGUGGAGGAGAUCCUCUGCCUCGGCCCAGACUGCUACCGCAACUGGCAGGAAGCAGCAGAGCUCAUUGACAGGAGCUUCAUCAUCAGCGAGGACUUUGAGCAGAAGUCCAUGCGCAGCUUGAGUGACCCUAUCAGACGAUUGAAGUACAAGGUGGAAGAUGAGAAGAAGAAAAAGAAAAAGAAGAAAAAGUGCACAGGGUGGGGUGGAGGUGGAGAUCAGGAUGCGGAAGUGGACAAAGACGAAGGAGGGUCACCAUUUUGAUGGAGACCAAGAACAAAAGUUGAGAUGAUUAGUAAUUUAAAGCUCUGACUGAGAACCAGCAAAACUCAAAAGGAAUGAAAUAAGAUCAUGUUGUUCUAUCUUAUGAAAUGUGCUACUGAUACUGAUACCUGUUGUAAAUUUUAUUGAAACCUAUAUUCUUAUUCUUAUUCUUAAUAUUAUAUCAAAAUUAUUAUCCAGUCCAGUUUUAUUACUUUGUCAACUAACUGAAGUAAAUGAAAAUAUGAAAAGUUGAGUUUUCAGUCAUCAGAGCAAAUGUCAAACACAGAAACAUUUACACCUAUGUACGCAUUGAGCUCCAGUAAUCAAUAUGGGUGCAUUUACAGGUCACAUGACCACGUGUAUUGAGAAAGAGGUUACUCUUAGUGUCACUAACUCAACUGUGCAGCACGUUUUCACCUCGUUUAGCUUAUUGUUCGCAACAAGUGGCAAGCAGACAAGGUUAGUGACUAGCUAGUGAAGAAAGUCAAACUAUCUUGCUAACACUUUUUUAAGCAUUAUUUUUGCUAUUCUCUGUUGAUCAUUAAAAAAUAAAUACCAACAUUUUUUCAUCCUAUUCAAGAA
This is a messenger RNA of Micropterus salmoides (largemouth bass), 1513 nucleotides long. RefSeq names its product nucleoredoxin-like protein 1. The transcript has 4 exons. Gene Ontology annotation, cellular component: mitochondrion. NCBI's taxonomy places the organism in Eukaryota, Metazoa, Chordata, Actinopteri, Centrarchiformes, Centrarchidae. The coding region runs from base 260 to 931 and encodes 223 amino acids. Gene Ontology annotation, biological process: photoreceptor cell maintenance. The record is from RefSeq and is a predicted model, not a curated record.